Molecule: messenger RNA, 1421 nt
Organism: Anarrhichthys ocellatus (wolf-eel)
Lineage: Eukaryota; Metazoa; Chordata; Actinopteri; Perciformes; Anarhichadidae
Gene: ccne1
Product: cyclin E1
Exons: 12
Coding region: 264-1421 (385 amino acids)
Source: RefSeq, a predicted model, not a curated record
UCUCUGACGUUGACGCUUCAAGUCAUCUGUUCUCUACAAGGCGCCAGCUCAGAGGAACUAGCCCGGCCUGGAUGCACACACACACACACACACACACACACAAGUAGAGAGAGACAGAGAGAAAGAGCACCCUCGAGUCUGAGCAACAAGUCCGUGAAGUUACACACUAUCCAUAUUUGUUUUUAAGACGUGGGUAAGAGUGAACUUCAAGGGCGGAAUCUUGAGGUUUACUCCAAAACGGACACAUACCCCAACUAUAUAUAAUGCGAGGAAAACGGGAAGAGACAGAACCGACGUCUGUUGCUCCCGAGGCGCCGACAGAAACUACAGUACGACCGAGAAAGAGGAAGGCAGAUGUUGCCAUUUAUUUACAGGAUGUGGAUGAGGAGGUAGCAGCGAUGACGAAGAAGAAGCAGCGUGAAUGCGAGGUGGACUGGAGUCCCGAUGCCAGUUACACAAGUCCCCAGAGGUGGAUCCCCACACCUGAUCAGGAAGAGGACCAACCAGUCGCCCUGAUAAACGUGGGUUUCCCCCACUACAACUUCAACAAUGUGUUUGUAACACCCGUGCGUUGCGCACCGCUUCCUGCACUGUGCUGGGCCAGUAAGGAUGUCGUGUGGAACAACAUGUUGGAGAAGGAUAAGACCUACACCAGGGACGUCCACGUGAUGGACAAACAUCCUCAUCUGCAGCCCAAGAUGAGGGCAGUUCUCCUGGACUGGCUCAUGGAGGUGAGUGAGGUGUACAAACUGCACAGGGAGUCAUACCACCUCGCCCAGGACUACUUCGAUCGCUUCAUGGCCACGCAGAGAAACGUCUUCAAGUCAACACUGCAGCUCAUCGGCAUCACCUGUCUCUUCAUCGCUGCCAAAGUAGAGGAGAUGUAUCCUCCCAAAGUCCACCAGUUUGCCUAUGUUACAGACGAAGCCUGCACCGAAGAUGAGAUUCUCAGUAUGGAAAUCAUUAUAAUGAAGGAGCUGAAGUGGAGUCUCAGCCCACAGACUCCCAUCUCCUGGCUCAAUGUUUACAUGCAGGUGGCCUACCUGAAGGACACCGAGGAGCUGCUCAUCCCCAGAUAUCCCCAGACCACCUUCACACAAAUCGCAGAGUUGUUGGACCUGUGUAUGCUGGACGUGCGAUGCCUUGAGUUCUCCAACGGCAUCCUUGCUGCUUCAGCCCUGUUUCAUUUCUCCUCUCUGGAGCUGGUGGAAAAUGUCUCGGCUCUGAAGAGGGUGGAGGUGGAGCAGUGCGUGAGGUGGAUGGUGCCGUUCGCCAUGGCGCUGCGGGAGGUUGGUGGGUCGGCCAUGAAAACAUUUGCAGGAAUCCCCGCAGAUGACGUGCACAACAUCCAGACCCAUGCGUCCUACAUCACGUGGAUGUCACGCCUCACCCCUCUGUGUGGGGAGUAUGGGGAAGGGUAA